UAAGAGAGAAAACAUUAAAUUGGAAGAGAAAUGAAGGGAAGUUCAAUUGAAGUUGGAGAAGCCAUGAAGGGUGCAUCCCCAAGAAAAGGGGUGACAAGAGGGUUAUCUAUAAUGGACUUUGUUUUGAGAAUUAUUGCAGCUGUUGCAACCCUAGGUGCUGCAUUGGCCAUGGCAACUACCAAUGAGACCCUUCCAUUUGCCACUCAAUUCAUCAAAUUCAGAGCUCAAUUUGAUGACCUUCCCUCACUUGUGUUUUUUGUGAUGGGCAACUCUGUUGUUUGUGGCUAUCUUGUGCUUUCACUUGUUCUAUCUAUCUUCCACAUAGUGAGGAGCACUGCAGUGAAAAGUAGGAUUCUCCUUGUUGCUUUUGACACGGUAAUGUUGGGUCUGAUCACAGCCGCAGCCUCUGCAGCAACAUCGAUAGUGUACAUAGCACACAAUGGAAACACAGGUGCCAAUUGGUUUGCAAUCUGCCAACAAUACAACAACUUCUGCGAACGCAUUUCGGGUUCUCUCAUUGGCUCUUACAUUGCUGUUGCUCUCUUCACAAUACUAAUCAUCCUAUCAGUUGUUGCAAUCUCUCGAAACUGAUGUUCUAUGCCCUUUUCUUCAUAUAACUUAGUUUGAAGGAAAGAAAACAAAAACUGUCUUCAUGAACAUUUUUCUAGUGUGCAUUUGUGGUUUGUAAUCCAAGUGUGAAAAUGUUGUUGAAUUGUGGUUUCUGGGUGUAAUCGAUGAGUAACAGCAGAGCAUGAUUACAUUGAA
Molecule: messenger RNA, 765 nt
Organism: Vigna angularis (adzuki bean)
Lineage: Eukaryota; Viridiplantae; Streptophyta; Magnoliopsida; Fabales; Fabaceae
Product: CASP-like protein 7
Exons: 3
Coding region: 31-591 (186 amino acids)
Source: RefSeq, a predicted model, not a curated record